UCAUACUACCAUGACAGUCCGGCUGGUGGCAGUAAUGUAGACGACAAUACGAAAUCCCUUGUAGUGUUCACUUCAACAAAGGUAGCAUAUGCACGUGGUGUUCUUGACAAGCGAACAAUUGUUUUAAAUUUCAGUACAUCAACUUAAAAAUCAAAGAUUUCGAUAUGAUAGACGCAAAUAGCGAAGAAGUCAAUCCUGAAACCGUCGUUAAUGCUUGGAAAAUCAAACUACCAGAAUUCAAGCAAGAACACAAUCCACACGGCCUUUUAGAGGAAAGUUCAUUUGCAACGCUUUUCCCUAAAUACAGAGAAGUGUACCUCAGAGAAUGUUGGCCCCUUGUCCAGAAAGCCCUUAGUGAACACAAUUUGAAAGCAGAGCUAGAUGUGAUUGAGGGCAGUAUGACAGUUAAGACCACCAGAAAGACAUGGGAUCCAUACAUUAUCCUUAAAGCUCGUGACAUGGUCAAGCUACUUGCCAGAAGUGUUCCAUAUGAACAAGCAACCAAAGUCCUGAAUGAUGAUGUGGCAUGUGAUAUCAUAAAGAUUGGAACCCAAACGCAAAAUAAAGAUCGUUUUGUGAAAAGGAGACAAAGAUUAAUUGGUCCUAAUGGAUCAACACUUAAAGCUUUGGAGUUAUUAACAAGUUGCUAUAUUCUUGUUCAGGGCAAUACUGUUUCAGCUGUUGGGCCAUAUCGUGGCCUUCAACAAGUUCGCAGAGUGGUUGAAGAUACCAUGGAAAAUGUUCACCCUAUAUAUCAUAUUAAAGCCCUCAUGAUAAAAAGAGAACUCGCGAAAGAUGAGAAACUAAAAAAUGAGUCGUGGGAGCGUUUCCUGCCCACAAUACCACACAAGAACACAAGCAAGAGAAAGCAACCUGCAAAGAAACGUGCAAAGAAGGAAUACACACCAUUCCCUCCGGCACCACCAGAGAGCAAGGUCGACAAGUUGCUGGCUACUGGCGAAUAUUUCUUGAAAGAAGAACAGCGUAAGCAGCGCAAAAAGAACGAGAACCAAGAAAAACAAGAACAAGCGGAAGUCCGAAGAAAAGAGCGACGAGAAAGCGCGUUUAUUCCACCACAAGAACCAAGCUCGUCUGGAACCAAAUCAGCCACAGCUUCGGACGUGAACGUAGAAGAGUUAAAAAAUAAAAUUCGAAAAAGCCAAGCUAAAAGUAAACGUGUGUAAAACUUAGCAAAAUUCCCAACUGACUGAAAUAUAAACGGUCUGGCACAAAUUUCAAGCUCCAUCAAUGAAGACGCUGCUCCAUCUGUCUGUGACUAGAACGUUGUUGAUUUUCAGCGGGAUCAUUUACGAUGGUUGCGUACGUCAGAAAGAAGUCCAUGGAUCUCGUUUUGCCAUAAAUGAAAGGAUUAGUUCUCAGCGAGUAAAUAUGAACUCUUGGGUAUCUA
This is a messenger RNA of Daphnia carinata, 1408 nucleotides long. RefSeq names its product KRR1 small subunit processome component homolog (gene dbe). The transcript has 3 exons. NCBI's taxonomy places the organism in Eukaryota, Metazoa, Arthropoda, Branchiopoda, Diplostraca, Daphniidae. Gene Ontology annotation, molecular function: RNA binding. Gene Ontology annotation, cellular component: nucleolus; small-subunit processome. The coding region runs from base 165 to 1184 and encodes 339 amino acids. The record is from RefSeq and is a predicted model, not a curated record.